CAGGUGUAGUUAUUCACCAGCUAUAGAGUGAGUUGUUGUUUAUGUUUCUAAGACUGCAGGGUGGGAGAUGCAACAAUGGCCUUGAGAACAGCAGGAAGUGUGUUGGUGGUCUUUCUCUGGUCUGUAGCAGUGAUGGGUGUAGAUGGCUGGAGUGUGACUUACUCCACUCAGAGUAUCUGUACCUUGAAGGGGUCAACAGUGGAACUGUCCUGCUCUUACACAUAUCCCAGUGGUAGAGUCACAACAACCCUCUGGUUCACUAAAAAUAAUGCUGCUGGGAAUCCUGUGAGUCUGAGUGAUGACCCAGACUACAAAGGUCGUGUGACGUACCAUGGAGAUCAGAAGACUGUCCACACCCUGACAAUCACAGACCUGAGAGAGAGUGACUCAGCUACGUACAAGUUCAGAUUUAUUACAGAUCAGACCGCAGGGAGAUAUACUGGCGAACCUGGAGUCACUCUGUCUGUCACAGGUCUUCAGGUGAAGGUGACUGGUGGACAUCAGGAUAAGACACUGACCUGUAGCACCACCUGUACUCUGACUGGUAACCCCACCUACAUCUGGUACAAGAACGGACAACAUCUAGAUGAGAGCACCUCCCCCCAGUACAAAGACCCAGUCUCCAGUAACUAUGAAGACGGCUACUCCUGUGCUGUAAAAGACCAAGUAAGGGGUGUUGGGGUGUGA
This is a messenger RNA of Coregonus clupeaformis (lake whitefish), 687 nucleotides long. RefSeq lists its product as uncharacterized. Bases 76 to 687 code for a protein of 203 amino acids. The transcript is spliced from 4 exons. The record is from RefSeq and is a predicted model, not a curated record. Lineage: Eukaryota; Metazoa; Chordata; Actinopteri; Salmoniformes; Salmonidae.